UAUAUUAAGAUUCGAUUAUCAGUAUAUUUAAAAAUGGAAUCUAAUAGCAACUUUGGCUUGCUCAAAUGGAGUAAAAGAUCCUAUAAAGGAAGGUCUGAACCCAGUAAUGGCUUAAUGAGAAAUGAUUUCAAAGAUAAUCAGGAGCAAAAGGAGGUACAUCCUAUUAUUCCACCACCUCUUUUUGAUUUCAAUGGGAACAGAAUAAUACUGAGAAAUGAUCAACAAGACAUGGUACCUAGAGACGAUCUUAUUGAUGAUUCUGGUUUGUGGAGUCCAUCACGGAUUGUAAAACAACCAUAUUCUCUUUCUCAUGAAGAUCGACAUGAUUUGCAGGGAUUAGUAGAAUCUUCAUCUAAGAAAAUUCCAGUAUGAAAUAGUCCCGUGAAUUCUCUGGAAUCUCAAAGUAUCCAGAGACAUUCUUCCCCAAAUCCUGAAGAGAGGAUUUCUCAACAGCAGGAUAUACUAACUGGAGAUGAAGGAAUAGAUCAGCAAAUAUCAGGAGAUUUACUUCAAAGUGAAGACAUCACCAUAGAUGAACAAGAGGAAGAAAAGAAACAAAUGGAGCCUCUGAUGGUCAUAGAACGCCCAGAUGAUAUACCGGUGGUUGCUGUGACACUAACAGAGAAACAGUUUUAUAAAGUUGGGGAUGAUUUUACUGAAUAUAUCCAGAGACAAGUGGAUAAAGAGAGGUUUGAAGUCUUUCUUGAGAUUGUCUUUGAGCCAGAAGAUUCAUCAUACUUGAUCAACAACUUAAUAAAUAACUCCAAUCUUCGCGCUGGAGAAGUUCAGAACUUGUCUCUGAAGUACCUCAGGCUAAAAAAUUGCCAUCUACUGGAUAUUUUAAGUUCUUUUAAGAUUCCUGGGAUUCUUCUUUUUAACAACUGAUAUUUCUCUAAUUCUCUGAACCAUUUCUUAGAUUAUGCUUCGAAAUAUUUUGCUAAUUCGAGGAAAAACCAAAUAGGAUAUCUCAAAUUCAAAGAGAUUUGGACCGAAAAUAGCGAAAAUGAAUUAUCUCUGCCAGCAAAGCAAGAUUAUAGCAGAAUUCUCGCAAAGCUGAACAAUUGUCUUCUAAACGAAUGUUCAGAGACCAUUGAGCUUGAGAUUGCUGGAAAACCAAGUUCAUAUGAAGAUAUUCCAAAUAGACAAGCUCUGAUACAUUGGAAGAAGACCAAUGGAAGAAAAGCCAUCACAAAAUUAUAUGGAGAUAGCUUUAUCAUGAGUUGCAUAGAUCAAAGGAUUCAUAUAAGAAAGUUUGUGUCGAUAUCCGAAGAGGGAUACUAAC
This is a messenger RNA of Moneuplotes crassus, 1282 nucleotides long. The record is from the annotation of a GenBank genome assembly. NCBI's taxonomy places the organism in Eukaryota, Ciliophora, Spirotrichea, Euplotida, Euplotidae.